AUGCCUGUUUCCUCGUCUCACAACAAACCGCCUUCCUGCGUGACAUGCGGCAUCCUCGCGCCAUGCGGGCGAGCACUCACGCGGCUGUUCCGCGUCCCGGUAUCCGCUGCGCUCUCCGUCAGGGCCUUCCGCUUCCGUAACCUCCGGAAGGCAGCGGCCAGGAUGAGCCCACGCCGCCGUCGCUGCCGCAAGACGUUCCGGUCGGUGCGCGCUGUCUUCUGGCCGCUCGUCCCGACGUCGACCACGCCGGCGACCUCUACAGCAGAAGGCGAGGCCGCGCGGGGGGCAGUACCGGCACCGCAAGCAGUGGUGCACGAGACUCCGGUGAUCGCGCCGGUGUCGUCCCCAGAGACGCCCGCUUACAUGAAGGUGGUGACGCGGCUGCGGUCAGAGAGGAGCGCUGCUAGCGGAGGCGGAGAGGACGGGGACAAGGAGGAGGAGGAGGCGUGCCGGAGCUUCGAGAGCUGUCUGAUGGAGAUGCUGGUGGAGGAGGGGAAAGCGAGGGACCUGCAGGACGUGGAGGAGCUCCUGCGGUGUUGGGAGCGGCUCAAGUCGCCGGUCUUCGUCGACCUGGUGUGCAGGUUCUAUGGCGAACUCUGCAAUGACCUGUUCCCCACGCCAGGGGUAAACGAAGUUGACAUCGGCGGCAGCGGCGACGACGGCUCCGAGUCCACGUCCGGCGCUUGA
Miscanthus lutarioriparius is the source of this 687-nucleotide messenger RNA. The record is from the annotation of a GenBank genome assembly. NCBI's taxonomy places the organism in Eukaryota, Viridiplantae, Streptophyta, Magnoliopsida, Poales, Poaceae.